UACUUUUUUAUUAAUAAUUUUUUGUAUCAAUUCUCCAUUGCCAGGUAGCUUUAUAGAUAAAGGAAAGCCUGAAGGUUGCCUGAUAGAACAACAUGCUCCUCUGUCUCUGUCUCUCUCUUCUCUCCGUCUCUCUCUCCCACGGAUUGAAUGAUGACCAUCCUCUAUACCCAUUCCUCAAUCAUUAUGAACACAUUGAUUAUGAUGAACACGAUCUACUGCAUCAUCACUAUCGUGUCCAGCGGUCAAUGUACGGGCCUAGAGAAAUUGAACUAAAAUUCACAGCAUUUGACAGAUUGUUUGAUAUUCGUCUCUAUCCUGAUGAUUCUUACAUACACAAGGAUGUGAAGAUUAAACUAAACUCUGUUCCUUAUAAAGGCCACACCUCCUUUAGGUCGCUACUGUAUUCAGGAUAUGACAUCAAUGAUCCUUCUACCCAAGUCACUGGUCAUUUAGCGUUUGAUACUUUUGACGGUGCCAUUUAUACAAACGAUGAGAUAUACUUCAUUGAACCAAGCACAAGAUAUUUUCCUAAUUCUGAUUCUCCUACUCAUUCUAUAAUAUAUCGUCACUCUGAUCUCAAUGCAACGCUGCUCAAUAUUCAUGGGCGGACUCCUUGUGGAGCUACAACCUUCUCCCAGCAAAGAAACCUUUACUCAAUACAAGAUGCUGGUCCAUCAGAUCAUAUUAAUCUCCAUACUCGGCAGAGCGGUGCUCGUAACACUAGUCUUGUCCGCUGCACUCUCCGUGUUGAAGCUGAUUACAAGUUUGUGACUAACGUAGCCUCAGGAUCUGAUGAUACGACCAGAAUGAACAGCGCCAUAGCUGUACUUAGGAAUCUCAUCACCACGGGAAGUAUUAUAUUUCAAAACACUGAUUUCAAUAUGGAUGCGGCUGGUGCCCGUGACAAUAUCCAUUUCCUUGUCCUCGAGUUUGACAUUAACACUCAGCCUCCGCCCAGCGGUUCAUUCCAAGCCAACGAGUUCAUUGGAGUUGAAGCUUUCCUUAACUCUUACUCUGAGGCUGAUUUCACUGCUUUCUGUCUCUCGUAUCUCUUUACUUAUCGUGACUUUGAUGGAGGAGUUCUUGGACUUGCUUUCGUUGGGAACAGUAAUAAUCAAUUUGGUUAGUUUUAGCAUUGUUGUUGUUGUUGUUGUUUUUGUUG
Molecule: messenger RNA, 1162 nt
Organism: Amphimedon queenslandica
Lineage: Eukaryota; Metazoa; Porifera; Demospongiae; Haplosclerida; Niphatidae
Product: disintegrin and metalloproteinase domain-containing protein 10-like
Exons: 8
Coding region: 93-1127 (344 amino acids)
Biological process (GO): Notch signaling pathway; membrane protein ectodomain proteolysis
Cellular component (GO): plasma membrane
Molecular function (GO): metalloendopeptidase activity
Source: RefSeq, a predicted model, not a curated record